Molecule: messenger RNA, 3825 nt
Organism: Pecten maximus
Lineage: Eukaryota; Metazoa; Mollusca; Bivalvia; Pectinida; Pectinidae
Product: carbohydrate sulfotransferase 10-like
Exons: 3
Coding region: 423-1700 (425 amino acids)
Biological process (GO): carbohydrate biosynthetic process
Cellular component (GO): membrane
Molecular function (GO): sulfotransferase activity
Source: RefSeq, a predicted model, not a curated record
GCGUCACAUAUCAUGUUGGUGAUUUAACCAAGAAUACACACACACAUAUAUAUACUGAGUAGUGUAGUGUACGAAUAACUCCAACGACAAACAUUGUGUUCGUGAUUAUUGUAUAAAAGCCUGCUACGUGGACAGAAAGGACGAUUGCAAUUAUUUAUUCUCGUAAACAAUACAGUGCAGAGAAUAAUAAAAAAAAAAAAACAAAUGGGUAAUAACAACACAUGAUAAAAACAGGAUGGACAUCAUUUUUGUGAAUUAAUCAUCUCAUUUUGGAGAACAUUUCAAGUCUAAUUGAAACAUUUUAACUUUACGCUACACGAAUGGUGUUACUUAUCUAAAGUAAGACAGUUUGUCUCCUCACUUUCACUCCAAACAGACGCACGCAUUCAACUAUUGGGGGACUGUGAAGAUCGAAUGACAAAAUGAGGUGUGCUGGCCAGAGGAUUAAUAUGAGACGUUAUGUGGCUGUAAUGGUGUCUCUACCAUUGUUAAUGGAACUGUUCUGGUUGUUAUACUUCCUAACAAGUGAACAGAAUUUAAUUCCACAACUUUUGGAAAAUAGAAGUCGUGAUGUUACGGCACAGAUUUCACUACACCAGUUAAAGACAUUUAAACAAAAAGAACAAAUUCGACUUUCUGAACAUGACAAGAGAAGAGCAAUCAUGGAUUCUGAAUGUAGGAAAAUUCACAAAUAUCCACGGUCAAAUAAUCGUGCACUCAUAUACAACAAGGCACAUAAUUUGAUGUAUUGUGAGGUGCCUAAAGUGGGAUCGACAUUUUGGAUCAGAUUCUUACAUCAACUCAGAGCCAACACGACUGCGAGUCCAUUUGCAAUAAAACCCCAGUCCGUUACAGAUCUAAAAGUGAACGACAAAUGGAAGGAUAAAAAUGUGACUAUGGGAGACUCGACGAAUUUCUUAUUUGUUCGCAACCCAUUUCAUCGUUUGUUCUCCGCAUACAUUGAUAAACUGUUUUCUCCUAACCCAUACUACUGGUCUCUAUUAGGUAAAUACAUCAUUCAAAAAUUCAGAGGCAAGACAUCCCAUUGCGGACAUGAUGUCACCUUUCAGGAGUUUCUUCAAUAUGCAGUUCAUUCUGAAACAACACAUGAAAAACAGAACAACCAUGUCAUGUCCCUUUGGCAGUUGUGUUCUCCUUGUCAAGUGAAAUACAAUAUCAUCGGUAAGAUGGAAUCAUUUAAAAAUGACACAGAGUCCAUCAUGGAUAAACUGCAUCUCGAUCGGUACAAACAUAUAUUAAAAAAUAUGUCCGUUGACGCAUCUAAUGAUGCUUUAGGUGACACAGCCCAGGCAUAUAUUGUAAUGCGUUCUAGAGCUCAUAGUUGCAUCUCGCCAGAGGAGGCUGCGGACAGGAUAUGGACGAAACUGAAAGUCAGGGGAUUUAUCGAUAUCGACCAACCAGUUCCUUAUGGACUCAACCAGAAAAAUGAAAAACAAGUGCUUGACAUAUUUAAAGAUGCUAAUAGGAGAUCAGUUUCUAAGGUUGGAUAUGACGGACUAAAGCGUCAACAACAUGCAAUCUUUAAACAAGCGUUUAGGAAAAUAUCACGAAAAACUAUUGAAGAUAUAAAAGUCGCUUUUGAUAUGGAUUUUACAAUAUUUGGAUAUGACAAACAUUUAGACUUAACAUAUAACGAAUCAAAGGAUUCCAAUGUAUUCAUCAGUAAUACUUUGUUUUGAAUGUUGCACUUUGCCUUUUGUAUUUUACAUUGCCUUAGUUACAACAAGGAACCAGUAGUUAAUUUAACAAUAAACUAAUCAUCAAUUUAACAAUGAAAAAGCCAUUAAUUUAACUAUAAACCACUGAUGAAUUUAACUAUUAACUAAUCAUUGAUUUAACUUUGAACAAGCCAUUAAUUUAGCAUUAAACCAGUCAAUAAUUUAACUAUGAAAAGAUACGAAUUUAACUAUAAACCGAUAAUUAAUUUAACAUAAAUCAAUAAUUAAUUUAACUAUGAACCAGUCAUUAAUUUAACUAUGAACCUGCCAAUUAAUUUAACUAUGAACAAGUCAUUAAUUUUAGUAUGAACCAGUCAUUAACUUAACUAUAAACCAAUCAUUAAUUCAACUAUGAAUCAAUCAUUAAUUCAACUAUGAACCAGUCAUUAAUUUAACUAUGAACCAGUCGUUCAUUGAACUAUGAACCAAUCAUUGAUUUAACUGUGAUCCAAUCAUUUAUUUAACUAUGAACAAUUAUUAAUUUACAUACGAACAAGUCAUUAAUUUAACUAUGAACAAGUCAUUAAUUUUAGUAUGAACCAGUCAUUAAUUCAACUAUGAAUCAAGCAUUAAUUAAACUAUGAACCAGUCGUUUAUUUUGCUAUGAACCAAUCAUUGAUUUAACUGUGAUCCAAUCAUUUAUUUAACUAUGAACAACCAUUAAUUUAACUAUAAACAUGUCGUUAAUUUAACUGUGAACCAGUCAUUAUUAUAACUAUGAACCAGUCAUUAAUUUAACUAUGAACAAGUCAUUAAUUUUAGUAUGAACCAGUCAUUAACUUAACUAUAAACCAAUCAUUAAUUCAACUAUGAAUCAAUCAUUAAUUCAACUAUGAACCAGUCAUUAAUUUAACUAUGAACCAGUCGUUCAUUGAACUAUGAACCAAUCAUUGAUUUAACUGUGAUCCAAUCAUUUAUUUAACUAUGAACAAUUAUUAAUUUACAUACGAACAAGUCAUUAAUUUAACUAUGAACAAGUCAUUAAUUUUAGUAUGAACCAGUCAUUAAUUCAACUAUGAAUCAAUCAUUAAUUAAACUAUGAACCAGUCGUUUAUUUUGCUAUGAACCAAUCAUUGAUUUAACUGUGAUCCAAUCAUUUAUUUAACUAUGAACAACCAUUAAUUUAACUAUAAACAUGUCGUUAAUUUAACUGUGAACCAGUCAUUAUUAUAACUAUGAACCAAUCAUUGAUUUAACUGUAAACCAGUCAUUAAUUUAACUAAGAAAAAAGUCAUUAAUUGAACUAUGAACAGCAUCUAAUUAUCAAUGAACCAACCAAUAAUUGACUUUUGAACCUGUUACUAAUUCAGCAAUGAAACAAUCAUUUAUUUAGCCAUCAUCUUGUAUUUAAUUUAAUCAUAAACAGUUCAUUAAUCUAACUACAAAUCAACCAUUUAGUUAACUUCUACUUGCUGUUAUCCACCCGGGUAAGAUAGCGAGGACGCAAAAACCUAAAUCAUUCAGGAAAUAUUAAAUUCAUGUCCCGACUAUGAACACAAUCGUUUCCGAAUUUGCGUUAAAAGAGUACACUUUUCUUAAACUUACAAUUUCGUUUUGCUUUUUGCUUUUGUUUUUGUUUUUUUUGUUUUGCUUUUGUUUUUGUUUUACAAAGCGACACUGGAAACGUGGUUGCCCUAUUUACUUUAGUUUGUAGAGCAAUUGUAAGGCCACCUAACCCAUUCUUUGAUUUGUAUAUCAUAUUUAAAAGACGGUAAAACUAUUCCAAAGUUUUAUGCGUCUGCUUCAGGUGAAGGUUUUUAAAGUGACCCCUAACUAACCCACAUGUAAAGGUAAGGAAGCAUGUCCUAAAGCUGAGCAGAUUAAGCUUCAUAUAUCUCACGUGUAAUCUAUAAAUAACCCACGGUUACAGGAAAGUGUUCAAUACAGCUGACCAAUGAAGCAAAGCAUCAGAUUCAUCUUUCUUCUCCCCUACUUCUAAACUGGACACACUAAAAUGAAUUAACUUAAUCGUUUAACUCAUUACUUCUAGGGAGGGGCCGCGGUGGCCGAGUGGUUAAGGUGUACCGACACUUUAUCACUAGCCCUCCACCACUUGGUUGCGAGUUCGAAACCUACGUGGGGCAGU